GGGGUUAAGCACCUAUUUCGGAGCCAGCAUCACAGUGGCCAUGCCUUUCACAGGGUGCUCAAUUCUAAACAGCAACGGCAACUUGGCAAGAAUUAGCAGUCCCAUGUACAAUCCCUGCUGACGUUGCUGUAACGUCACAUAUCCGAGUAAUGCAUCAGAUGAUGUGGGCAUAUAUAGAGCCCGACAUCUGCCCUGCCGGAUCGUUCAUCCCCAACCAGAUAUCAACAAGCCACCUCAGGCCUCCAAGAAAUAUCAUCGGCAUAUCAUCAUGUCUCACACGUUCCAGCCUGCACCAGAGCCUCCGUCGGAGCUUGGUCGCUACCGCAUCCUCUCCUCCACCGCCGGCGUGCGGGUGUCUCCCCUCGCCAUUGGAGCCAUGUCCAUCGGUAAGGCAUGGGAAAAGCAGAUGGGAAGCAUGAGCAAAGAAGCUUCCUACAAACUUUUCGACCACUAUGUCGCCAAAGGAGGUAACUUCAUUGACACGGCCAACAACUACCAAGACGAGGAGUCUGAAGAAUGGAUUGGCGACUGGAUGGCCGAACGAGAGAUUCGCGAUCAAAUGUUCAUUGCCACGAAGUACACCACCGACUUUCGAGGCUACAAGAUCGGCAAAGGUAACAGUGCAAACUACUCGGGCAACCACAGAAAGUCACUGCACUUGUCCGUCCGCGAGUCACUCAAGAAGUUGAAGACGGACUACAUCGACCUCCUCUACCUACAUUGGUGGGACUGGACCACAUCAAUCCCCGAGAUCAUGGACUCGUUACACAUGCUCGUAGAGCAAGGUAAAGUGCUAUAUCUUGGUAUCUCCGACACACCUGCAUGGGUCGUCAGCGCGUGCAACGAGUAUGCGAAAGCAAAUGCAAAGACGCCCUUCUCCGUUUACCAAGGACGAUGGAAUAUCCUAGCACGAGAUUUCGAGCGCGAUAUUAUUCCCAUGGCGCGUCACUAUGGCAUGGCGCUGUGCCCUUGGGACGUUAUCGGAGGCGGCCGCUUCAAGUCGUCAAAGCAGAUGGAGGAGCUCGAAAAGUCCGGCUCAAAGAUCCGCAGCUUUGUCGGCGGCGAGCAAACAGAGGAAGAAGCCAAGGCGUCAGCCACUCUAGAGAAGAUUGGAAAUGAGCUUGGUGCCAGUCUCUCGGCCGUUGCGCUUGCGUACACAAUGCAGAAGACGCGCGGUGUAUUCCCACUGGUGGGCGGGCGCAAGACGGAGCAUCUGGAUGAUAAUAUCAAGGCGCUGAGCUUGCAUCUGAGUGACGCGCAGAUCGAGGAGAUUGAAAAGGUGAAGCCGUUUGAUCUUGGUUUCCCAAUGAGCUUUAUCUCGGACGAUCCGACUGAGACGGGCGUGUCGCCAAUGUUGGUCGCUGCGUCUGCUCAGAUUGCGUGGCAGCCAAAAUCGAAGCCGAUUGGACAUCAAUAGAUAAUAUAGACGAUAGUGAGGGCAUGAGGAUGGUGUUGAGUUGUAUGCUACAUCUGACAAAGAGAAGUGAUCGACAUAGAUAUCCUAUUUCGCUCCCUUUCGCAUCCUGCUUCGCAGCUG
Messenger RNA from Pseudovirgaria hyperparasitica, 1537 nucleotides. RefSeq names its product aryl-alcohol dehydrogenase AAD14. The coding region runs from base 269 to 1417 and encodes 382 amino acids. The transcript is spliced from 3 exons. NCBI's taxonomy places the organism in Eukaryota, Fungi, Ascomycota, Dothideomycetes, Acrospermales, Acrospermaceae. The record is from RefSeq and is a predicted model, not a curated record.